Caenorhabditis remanei is the source of this 1311-nucleotide messenger RNA. RefSeq lists its product as uncharacterized. The transcript has 8 exons. Gene Ontology annotation, biological process: isocitrate metabolic process. The coding region runs from base 1 to 1311 and encodes 436 amino acids. Lineage: Eukaryota; Metazoa; Nematoda; Chromadorea; Rhabditida; Rhabditidae. Gene Ontology annotation, cellular component: mitochondrion. The record is from RefSeq and is a predicted model, not a curated record. Gene Ontology annotation, molecular function: isocitrate dehydrogenase (NADP+) activity; NAD binding; magnesium ion binding.
AUGUUGAGCAGACUCAAUCCGAGAAACUUGUCGUUAGUUCGCAAUGUUGCUACCGCUGCUACUCAGGAGAGACAAAAAAUCAAAGUAGAAAAUCCAGUUGUCGAUUUGGAUGGAGAUGAGAUGACUAGAAUUAUCUGGAAGGAGAUCAAAAAUAAGCUGAUUUUUCCGUAUCUGGAUCUCGACAUCAAGUAUUAUGACCUUGGACUCGAAUACCGAGACGAGACAAAUGAUCAGGUUACCGUCGACGCAGCUCAUGCGAUUCUGGAGCACAGCGUCGGAAUCAAAUGUGCCACCAUCACCCCGGAUGAGGCUCGUGUUAAGGAGUUCAAGUUGAAGAAAAUGUGGCUCUCACCAAACGGAACCAUCAGAAACAUUCUCGGAGGAACUGUGUUCCGUGAGCCGAUUCUCUGUGAAAACAUUCCAAGAUUAGUGCCAGGAUGGACUCAGCCAAUCACCAUUGGGCGUCAUGCAUUCGGAGAUCAAUACAAAUGUACAGACGUGGUGAUUCCAAGUGGAUCGACUCUUGAAUUGGUUGUCAAUAACCCAGAUGGAUCAAAAGAUAUUCAUAAGGUCUACGAUUUCAAGAACUCUGCAGGAGUUGGAUUGGCUAUGUAUAAUACUGAUGAGAGCAUUAAAGGAUUUGCUCACUCUUGCUUCCAAUAUGCACUCAUGAAGAAAUGGCCAUUGUACCUCUCCACUAAGAACACAAUUUUGAAGAAGUAUGACGGACGUUUCAAGGAUAUUUUCCAAGCUAUCUAUGAGAAGAAGUACGAGGCUGAAUUCAAAGACAACAAAAUCUGGUAUGAGCACCGUUUGAUUGAUGAUCAGGUGGCUCAAGCUCUUAAGAGCUCUGGAGGAUUUGUGUGGGCGUGUAAGAACUACGACGGAGAUGUUCAAAGUGAUAUUGUUGCACAAGGUUACGGAUCGCUCGGUCUCAUGUCGUCAGUUCUAAUGUGUCCAGAUGGAAAAACUAUUGAGGCAGAAGCUGCCCACGGAACUGUCACACGUCAUUAUCGUGAACACCAAAAAGGUAACUCAACCUCCACAAAUCCAAUCGCUUCUAUCUUUGCCUGGACCAGAGGCCUUCAUCACAGAGGUGUUCUCGACAACAAUGAAGCCUUGAAAACUUUCUCCUUGACACUCGAAAAAGCUUGCAUCGACACUGUGGAGGAAGGAAAAAUGACAAAAGACCUCUCAAUUUGCAUUCAUGGCUCCAAUAAGGGAGCCGAGAAAGGAGCGUAUCUGAUCACCGAAGACUUCCUUGCCGCCAUCGACACCAGAAUGGCUGAACUCAUGCGUCAGAAGAACUAG